Messenger RNA from Cryptotermes secundus, 2019 nucleotides. RefSeq names its product protein FAM102B. The transcript is spliced from 8 exons. The record is from RefSeq and is a predicted model, not a curated record. Bases 56 to 1204 code for a protein of 382 amino acids. Lineage: Eukaryota; Metazoa; Arthropoda; Insecta; Blattodea; Kalotermitidae.
AGAAGUCCAGGAUCACGCUGUUCGGUGGGGUGCCAAAUUCGAGUUCGUCUGCAAGAUGAGCGCCAAUGCUUCUACUGGGGUAUUGGAUCCUUGUAUCCUGAGGGUAUCCGUCAGGAAGGAGCUGAAAGGGGGUCGGUCAUUCCAGAAGCUGGGCUUCACAGACCUAAACCUGGCUGAGUUUGCAGGAUCAGGUCAAACAACUCGACGCUGCCUAUUAGAGGGGUAUGACACAAGGCAUCGACAAGAUAAUUCCAUGCUCACAGUAGCUAUUCAUAUGAAUAUGCUCUCUGGUGACAUCCUUUUCAAAGUUCCUUCUCCUUCUUCAAAACAUAAGCAGGUGACAGCCCAAGAGGAAGGACCAGAGUGUCGUGAUGAGUUCUCCAGUGGCUCUCUUGCUGGAUCUUUAGCCAGCGGUAGUUCUGGGUUUGGCAGUUUACCCAAGAAGAGGCCACCCUUAUUUACUUCAGAACUAGUGACUGGAGCUGUGCAGGAUACGUUGGACCCUGCAGAAGCUGCUGGUGAGACAGAUGAGGGUCAUGAACCAGGACAUUCACGUAACUCUUCCAACACCAGUCAGAUGAGCAAAGCAUCAGGUUACAGUUCCCUCAACAGCCAGUCACAGCAUAGUAGGCAGAGCAGCUCUGGGGAUUCAGGACAUAUCAGGUCCCCAGGCAUGCUCCAUCAACACAGCCCUAGCUCCCCAAGAGGCAGUCCAGCAGAUGCAUUCUUCAGCAACAACCAUACACACAGGAGUGUGAUGUCACAGCAUCGGAAGUUAUUUGAAAGCAACUCGAAACUGCCAACUGUGGCAAUCAGCCCUGAUGACCAACCAGAGGAGAGUGACUGUUUGACUCUGACAACGGCAGUCAUGCAUCGCAGAAGCAGUACAGUAAAUCCAAGUUCUGGAUCAGGAUUAAGUGAGACUGGGUCACUUGACCGAGCAAAGGCAGCUCUGGAGAGACGCAAGAAAGCAUCCGAAGAGGGGGCACCACAGGCACGUGUUGAAGUGACAAGAGUGAACCCAGACAGCCUCAUUGAUGAAAUCUUGAGAUCCACCAAUUUAGAACCACAAGAUGAAUCAGCAUCAGGUCUGCAGCUUUUUAUUGCAAAGGAUGGUACAACUGCACUGGGCAGCCAUGAGGUGAAGAGUCAGAUGCCAGCAGGAGUAUUUAAGCAAGUGGUCAUGGAUUCAGAAAACAGGUAACACCCCAGUGGAGAAGUGGGGUGUUAGUUUAGACUGUACAGGAUCAUGAGAAUAAGUAUGUGUUGACCAAGACAAAAUAAAUGGUGGUGUAAAAUGUGACAUGUUUUGGUGAUUGACAGAAACUGAAACAAGACAAUAAACACUGUAUGCCAUUACAUGAGGCAUUACAGUUAAAAAAAAAAGUGGUUGUCUUUGGUUAAUUGUGAUUUAUAUGUUGUGUGAUUGAUUAUUUAUGAGCAGUUGUGUGUUAAAGGUCUUUGUUGCCCAGGUCACUUAAGGCAUUCAGUUUGAUUUUUUGUUGUAUGAGCAGGAUGCAUAGGAUUUAUGUUUCAUUGAAGAUGAUUGUUACAGAUGAAUGCUUUCUGAGGUUAGUAUCAAGCAUUAGAACAGUCACACUUUUGUGUAAUGAAUCCAGUUUCAGGAAGAAACAUUGUUUGUAAAAAUUAUCCUCCUCCUCCUCUGAUUGUUUCAUUUUAUUUAAAUUGAGACACUGUUCUUACUACAAAACCUUUUCUACUCCUCCUCUGUGCUUUGUGUUAUAUUUUUAGAGCUAGUAAUCAUAUAUAUAUAUUAAACCCUUUUAUCAAGUCUUCCCCAUUUCUCCGUCUAUAAUCUGGUUGCUAGGUGCCCGUAAGUAGUUUUGUAGUGCAGAAGUGAUGUCUUUCUGCUGCUGUUUUGGUGGUAGGAACUGACUAAUGAAUAUAUAUAUGUUAUUUAUGUCAGCUGCUGUUUAAAUGCUUGGCAGCCAUUUAAUGCAUAAAUUGAUCCCUCAGCAUUGUCAUGGUGGCAAACAGUAGAACAGUUGUCAACAGGAG